UAUUUGAUGACUCAGAAUGAAACCACAAAUGACAACUAAUUACUGCUUCACUGCAAGGCCAAGUUCCUCUGCAGGUUGUUUCUGACUUAAAGCUUAAUUUUUAGAAUUAUAUGCAGUCUUGUAAUCCUUAUUUACUUCCAGUAAGGCCAGAAAAGGUUAUAAACACAUGAGAGAAGAAAUGGAGUUUGCAUAUACAAAGUAUGGUGGAAUUUUAUGUUUCAGGAAGUCUGAGUCUGAGCAGGCUGUGCAGUGUCACAGUGUGGUGUCCAGGGCAGACGAGGGUCCGGGUGAAUACAGUGACCACUCCCGGCCUCCUCUCGACCCCUUUAGAAAUCAACACAGCGGGUGAUUGGAUUUCACGCUCUUUUAUCUUUUAACUAGCCUGAUAACAGGGACGGAAAAAGCAAUGAUGAGCUUGUGUACACGUGUGUAAAAACUCUCCAUGGUCACUUAGCAGAGCCCCCAUUAGGCUUGGAUCUCCUUCCAGGUUGCCCGGUGAUAGAGUAAACAGAGCGAGUCUGACCGAUCCGGCACGCAAAUAUUUGUUUUAGGAAGGUGCCCUGGUUCGACAGGAGACACAUGUCAGCUGCGGUAUAAAAUCAGAGAACACUGUCACUCAUCAGCUCACACACAGGACCCGGACUCUCUCCUCCAGGACAAAUCCAGCUCCAAGGUAGGAAAACUUUUACACCAAUUGCAGUGUUUUAUGCCUCCUAUGUCCUUGUACUUUUUCUUUUCUUACUGCUUUGACCUCUACAGGUCUGGAGGUGACAUGGCCACAGGCGUCAUCAGGAAUUUCCACAUUCAGGCCCCGGCUCCUCCCUACUUCCACACUUUCUUGCACUCUACAUGCAAGAAGGAUGAGGGUUAUCAGAUGAAGGAGAAGCCACAGGAACGAGAAGAUGAAGAAGAGGAGGAGGAGGAGGAAGAAGAAGAAGAAGAGGAAUGCUUGGAUCAGUUCAUUAUGAAUCCUGCUCAGAAUGUUCUGGAUGUGACUAGUCAGUUGCUGAGGUUCGCUGACCUCAUCAGUCAUGACGUCCAGCGGUAUUUCGGCCGUUCCUCUGCAGAUCGAGAAGCUUGUGACAUCUAUGACGACUCUGUCUCUGUGGUGAGCAGCGGCCGGCUGCGUUACUAUGACGACCUGCUGAGGAUCGCAGGUGCGGGGACUCCGGAGGAGCAGGUGAACGGUGUGGUGGCUCCAGAUGACAACCCAAGACGCAGCGGUUUAGGGCCCCUGGCUGACCUGUUCAACCACAAGGGCUUGGGUCGACUCAGGGUCCAGCCAAUGAUCAACAGGCACCUCCCACUAAGUUUCUGGACUGAGCCAGUUCCUCGCUACCCGCUGGUCGGCUUCAGCAGCACACCUAACAUCACACACACUAGCAGCAGCUCACCUGGACAGACCGACAGCGGCAGACACACACAUUACAACCCACUGAUGCAGCACGGCAUCACCGGCACGGAGCCAGACUUCAGUGACCUGCUGGCCUACUGGGACCCACACCCAGAGUUCACUCACACACUGAUGGACGACACACAUGCAGAAUGAAACACACUGAAACCGCUGCCUGAAACCAACAUGGGUUCCGACCUCUGCAGCUGUUCAACUAACAGAAAUGAACAGGAACAAAACAGGUUGUUUUCUUCUCUUUGUGGUCCUGUAUGUCCUCUGACAAGGAAACGCUUCAAGAAUGUUUAGAUUAGUUGCCGUAGAAGCCAUGCUUUAAUUUUGAAGGAAAGGUUUCUUUCUUUCUCUGGUUAUUUCAAAAACUGAUUAGCCUUUGGAGCACAUUUCAUAUGACAGAUUUCAUUAAGGAUGCACAGAUAUGAAAACGAGGACCCAUAUCAAUAUUAAUUUUAUACCUAUCGUUUUCCGCUAAGGUUCUUUCAGAAUAGAAUAGAAGAUACUUUAUUGAUCCCAAGGGGAAAUUGCUUAUUCGUUGACAAGGUAUCCAUCUAAGGUAUUAAAUAUUAAUAAUAUAAAUAUAACCAUAAUAUUAUAGAUUAUAGUUUAUAAAAAUGUAUACCUAAGAGUGAUGAGAUAAUUCAAUAUGACUGAAUGUAAAUAAAUAAAUAACAAGCAUGCACAUGGAAACAUGUUAAUCUAUAAAUAAUCUACAAAUGAGUGAAGAGUAAAUUAGAUUUUAGUAGCUCAGACUUAGACAUUGUAAAAUCUAAUGACUACAGGCAGAAAUGAUUUUCUGUGUUGCUCUGUGGUUCACUUUGGUAAAAAUGAGUCUGGCUGAAGGUGCUCCUGUAUCCAACCAGCAUGGAUUAGACUCAUUGUCCAAGAUGAUGUGCAUCUAAUAUACUAAUAUAAAUGAUAGUCCAAAUAAACUGUCCAUUCUUACAUUUCAUGCAACAAACCAGCAUUUGUAAGCAUUCUCCCAGUUGGUUUUAAGCUUCAGCUCUUCACCUUAAGAGCAC
This is a messenger RNA of Xiphophorus couchianus (Monterrey platyfish), 2427 nucleotides long. RefSeq names its product proline and glutamate rich with coiled coil 1 (gene percc1). The record is from RefSeq and is a predicted model, not a curated record. Lineage: Eukaryota; Metazoa; Chordata; Actinopteri; Cyprinodontiformes; Poeciliidae. The transcript has a single exon. The coding region runs from base 707 to 1549 and encodes 280 amino acids.